Ooceraea biroi (clonal raider ant) is the source of this 7887-nucleotide messenger RNA. It is a transcript of the gene Syx1A, whose product is annotated as syntaxin 1A. The record is from RefSeq and is a predicted model, not a curated record. NCBI's taxonomy places the organism in Eukaryota, Metazoa, Arthropoda, Insecta, Hymenoptera, Formicidae. Gene Ontology annotation, cellular component: plasma membrane; endomembrane system; SNARE complex. Gene Ontology annotation, biological process: vesicle fusion; exocytosis; intracellular protein transport. Gene Ontology annotation, molecular function: SNAP receptor activity; SNARE binding.
GUCGCGUCGAGACGGCACUGCAGAAGCAGGCGAGUUCGCGAGUGUAUCGAUUUUACGAUCGUGUUCCUCUCGCGGUGCUAGUGCGUCCGCCGUUUCCCUUAGUUUUUUAGUGGCCGUGCACGUCGUACAUGGAUAAAACUGUGAAUGGGAUUACCCGCUAGACACGCCGCUCCGUAUACCGCCCGCUGACUCGCAACUCCUCGUCACCCUUCACCAUGACCAAGGAUAGAUUAGCAGCCCUCGUCGCGGCCCAGUCGGACGACGACGAUGUGGCGGACGAUGUGUCCGUCAACGUCGGGGCGCCGGAUGAUUUCAUGACGGAAUUUUUCGCAGAGGUGGAGGAAAUCCGUGAAUUGAUAGAUAGUAUCCAGAGGAAUGUGGAAGAUGUGAAGAAGAAACAUAGCGCCAUUCUGUCUGCGCCGCAAACUGAUGAAAGGGUGAAACAAGAGUUGGAAGAUCUGAUGACCGAUAUCAAGAAAACGGCUAACAAAGUGAGGGCUAAAUUAAAGGUGAUAGAGGAAAGCAUCGAACGAGAUGAGCACACGAACAAAUCAUCGGCGGAUCUCAGGAUACGCAAGACUCAGCAAUCGACGUUGUCCAGGAAGUUCGUCGAGGUGAUGACGGAGUACAAUCGAACACAGACCGAUUACAGGGAGCGGUGUAAGGGGAGAAUACAACGACAGCUCGAAAUCACGGGGAGAACGACAACUAAUGAAGAGCUCGAAGAGAUGCUGGAGCAGGGAAAUCCAGCCGUUUUCACGCAAGGGAUCAUCAUGGAAACGCAACAAGCAAAACAGACUCUCGCGGACAUCGAGGCGCGUCACGCUGAUAUCAUUAAACUCGAAAACUCCAUCAGAGAACUCCACGACAUGUUCAUGGACAUGGCCAUGCUGGUGGAGAGUCAGGGUGAGAUGAUAGAUCGCAUAGAGUACCACGUGGAACACGCGGUGGACUACGUGCAGACGGCCACGCAGGACACCAAAAAAGCACUCAAGUAUCAAAGCAAAGCCCGACGGAAGAAGAUCAUGAUCAUGAUUUGCCUUGCUGUAUUGGGCGUUGUUGUUGCCACCACCAUCGGUGGAUACUUUGGACUGUGAACGCCAAAGCCAGGCAGAGAAAUCCACAGACAUCAGCAGCACCAUGUACCUAAUUCCGAACCGCCGGCAGCGUCAGCGUUCACUUAUAUCGUUUCGAUAUGUGAAGCUGAUUGUCGUACGAACGAGAGAGGAUCGUCACUGUCAAAGGUGCCACCAUUGGCGCGCUUCUAUCGUAACACCCAUCAUCGCUAGAGCCUUCAGUCUAUUACACACGCUCCCCAGCUCGACACGAAGUAAACCGAAGAGAGGAGGGAUUAUCGUCGUUAUCGUAGUCAUCGUUGUUUGCGUUAUCGUCGACGUCACCGUCAUCGUCCUCAUCAUUAUCGUCGUCGUUACAUUUGUGCCACCCUCGUUUCGAAAGUCUUCUCCGAUAGCUAGACUAGCAUGUUAGUUGCGUCCGAUAUGAAGGUAGGAGAUGAAGAGAGAGGGGGAGGGAGAGAUGUACUAAAAGAAGAGCAAGCAUUUCUCGUUUUUCUUAUAUUAAAACUGUCAUAUUGAAUCAGUUGUAUUUUUCUGUCUGCUUUACCAACUUACUUAUCUCGCGACAAAAUUUCGAUUGCAAGCUCUCUUUACGUGUGUGUCCUUGUCGGUCCUCUUUCUUUCCUCCUUCUCCCAUGACCUGUCUGUCCAGCUAUUCUGGAUCUGCGGCAAAAAGAGAUAAAAUGAGAUAAUAAACGACAGAGACCUCGAAUGGAACGGGCUGAGGAAAUUGACGCUUGUCUCUCUAGAACGCGACUGGAACUGUCGAUCGAAGAUACGCACGUACGCGUCGAUCAGACGACAUCUCCGAUCGAUACUGUGACACAGCGCCGUCGUUCUAUCAUUGACAGGACGACCAAUUGACACGAGGACACUGCCGAUGUUCCCUCCUCCAUCCUCCUCUCUCUUACACGGUCCAUCUAAACACCACGAGGAUAUGUUUAGUCUGGCGAUCCGCAUCCAUCUCGCGACUCGAGCCUGACACCCAAUGGUGCUUUUCUGUGUAACGCGAAAGCGACGAAUGGAAACUGUUUCUUUCACUGUGAUUUGCACACCGAGGAUUUGGGACGAGUCACUUUCCAGUCACAUUCUGAAGAUGUGUUUCGCUUGUUGAUCCGAUUUUCGCGCCGGUGUUGGCUUUUACGCGAGAGAUAAACCGCUGACCAAAACCAUUUGUACGCCAAAUUUGCGACUAGAUUUGAUCUAGGUGUUAGAGAGAUUGUACUUUCCACUAGUGUGUAUCACGAUACAAUUAUUAAAUAAAUAAUUGAAAUUGUGUGAUAUUAAUAGUUAGCAAUGAUAAUUUUUAACAAUUUCUAUAGUGCAUCUCGUGCCUCGGAAAUUGUUCCCAGCUUUGAACACAUUUUUCUGAAUCUUUUUCUGAAAAUUAACAAAUUUUAGAAUAUUUGGCGGAUAAAGCAUAUACACUGAAAGAAAAUUAGUGGAUAUCGCUUGAAUAGAUGUAUUGAAUAGCACACUGGUUAAGCAAUAUCCGUUAAUCUCGAUCGAGAUACUCCGCGACCAGCGGUUUAACCCUCGGCUAUACAUAUCAAUGUAAUGUUUACUUACACUACACCUCUCUGUAUCCGAACGUGAGGAAUAUCAGCUAGAUGACGUUUCUUCUUGGGUCAAUACUUGCAUUCGCCGAAAAGAGCGUGUCGUCAAGCUGGAGAGCCAUAAAGAUUAAAUUUAUCGCUCGAGAGACGCAUAAUUCAGGACCAGUAUUGCACCAGUAUUGGCUAAUUACGAUUCGUCAAGUUUUCUUUCCAAGCACAUUAAAGACAAAGAGGCAUUUAACAGUGUACAGUUAAAUCAAAGAGCUUAUAUAAUAAUGAAACAUUCCCCCCAUCUUAAGCUUGUUAUUAUUUGACCUUAAUUAACUAAUAUUGUCGAUGCAAUCAGUCCUUCGAGUACUUUAUUGACUUACGAUAAUAGGAGCAUUAAGAUGAGCAACGUGCUUUUUAUAACGAGUACUUUGAUUAAAAGGUAAAAGAUGUUAUCUUAUUUAUUACAGUAACAGCUGACUCGAGAAGGUAUUUCGACCAAUAGGUGUUCAGUGAAAAAAACAAUCAAUUCUUUCUAAAUAUUUCUAUUUAGCUGUAAUUAGAAUAUCGCGAUAUAGCGAGGUGUAGACGAAGCAAUUGCAUCUUUCUGUCGACGCGCACGGCGUUUCUUCAGAAUGUAGCAGAGAGAAGCGACGACGCAAGUGUCAAGUAUGCCAGAGAUUUCGAAUAGAUUUAGUACAGUACACGCGCGCGCGCGCGUUAUUAUCUGAUAUUUUUACCGCGUCGAUAGCUUUAUGAUUUUCGAUUUCGUGUUGCACAAAACGCCAUUAGGUAUUAGGCGAUAUAACGACCGUCAAUGUGGAUUCUCAAUCGUGACUUUCGUUUUGAAUGAAUAGCUGCUUCUUGACGCCAUUUCUUGACGAACCCUCGACAAAAAUCAUUUCCUGCAGUGAUUCUGCUAAUUUUCAACUAUAUUUCUGUAAUUAAUCAAGAUCGUUUGUGUAACAUAUACAAUGAUGAUUAUAAAGUACAAUCUAGAUGAUAAUUUCUCUCGUGUUAGUGAUAUGCAAUGUAACAAUUUUUAAAUUAUAUGAGGGUUCACGAAAUUAAGUACGCAGAAAGUGUAUUAUCUGAAAUGAUGAAAUUCAACGUCGACGGAACAAGAGAGGGCACGAUAAGUGGAAAAGCAACGGAGAAUGCGAGAGAGAGAGAGAGAGUAAGAAAAAUAUGGAUGCGUGUGUGUAUGUGUGCGGGUCUGUGUGUGUGUAUGUGCGCGUACAUAAAAGCCGAGAAAAAGAGCCAUUAAGCUACAGCAAUAAUAUAAUACAAUAUAUAUAGGUGUUACGAAAAAAAAUAAUUAAGAAGUAAUCUCAUUGACGGAAUGAACAAGAAUGAGUUAAAUGCGAUGAACGUAUAUAUAUGCGAUAUUGUAUGUAUACACAUAUAUAUACAUAUACAUAUUAAAAAAGUGUAUGUGUAUAUACACAUAUACAUAAUAGGUAGAUAGAUAGAUAGAUAGAUAGAUAGGGAGAAGCGAUAUGAUUGAGCAAAAGGAAUAACAUUAUUAAUAACGACAGCAUUCGUAUAUUGCUCCUCGACAGAUUAAUCGGGCAGAGUGCUGGCAACGUUAAUGUGUGUUAAUGUUUUGUUGAGUAUAUUGUAAUUAUUACGAACGUUGAGGAGUGCGUACAUUCUACGGAGGAGUAUGAAUUAAUGUUUAAACGAAGAAGAGAAGGAAAGAGAAAGGAAAUAUAACGUAUAAAGGAAAGAAAUAAAAUUUACGCAGUGCACGUAAAGCGCGCGUUGCUGUAAUAAUAAAUUAUUAAACAUUAAAUAAUAAUAACGAUGACUAAAAAUGGAUAUUACGAUCACACCUUGCAUUGUACAGAAAGCAUAAUAAUUGUUAGUUUAGGUAUAUAGAGCAUUAGAUUCUAUUACUAAUUAUAUAUAAUCCAGUACGACUAAGAUAUAGCUAAGCUUUAAUCGCGUAAUCCUUCUGUCACGAGUUACGAUGGUCGUCGAUAUAGGUAAUACCAUUUUCUGAUAAUUAUUAUUCAGCUAAUCAAUGGAUUUUGCGUUUAAGAAAGGAUGCCUUUAUGCUCGUACGUGUCGCGUUGAGAAGCUUUAUAUUACUCAAACGGGAAAGCAGGUAGAGCUUUUUCAUCAUUGGAGAUAUUAUCAUUAAAUAUUAUCAUUAAAAGGAUGAUGAUACGGUUGCAUGGACACAAAAGUGUCUUCUUCUCGUUGCAAGAUACGAUUCUAUCCUUUUUGCCCGUGUAAUUUCUCGUUGUAUCUCUCUGUGCUACGUCCAGUCGCCUAAUUAACGUACCGCGUGAUAUUUCACGGGAGAUACAAGUGUUUUCCUCAUUAUCGUUUCGGUUUUCGGCGUAGUCUCGUUCUGCGUGCCUGUCGUGCUCGCCUUAUUUCCUGGAUAACGCGAAUGUUGCAUACGUCGGAUACGUUAUCCACUCUCGCGGAAUCCUCCACAAUCUCGAAUCUCGUAAGUUUAGCUUUAUAGCGGACUCGUUGUGUCGGUAGGAAUUGAGAAGGAAAAGAACACUUGUCGUUGUCAAUUUCUUAUUAUUAGACAAAGAGAAAGAUUGUACAUUGAACGAAUCUGGCCUAAAAAUGUAAGGAACGUCUCUUUGUUACUAUAUUGAUCGAUCUCGAUGUCCAACUCUCGUCACAUUCCCUUGAAUCAGGGACAGAUGCUGACAGACGUCUGGAUCUUAUUGUACGUCUUUAGCGUGUACGUCUUUUAUCACUAUUGAUCUCAUUUACUCUUGAAAUAUUUUCUCUUGGCGAUUUUGUUGUCUCGUCAUCGUUAAGACGCAAGGAAAUGUAUAGUUCGAAGUUACGAUUCGAAGCAGCGAACUGUAAUAAAGUCGUUCUACCGCUCGUUAGAUUAGCGUAUCUGUGACAUCGUCGGGUCUCAAAUUGGCACAUUCUUUCCAAAUGUGCGAACCAUUCCGUGUUGGCAUUUCCUUUGUGGACGUUCCAACACCUUCUCAUUUCGAAAAGUACUGUUUCCGAGGAUAUAUAUAGUUUCACGGCAGUUUACAGUGUAGUGCAUCGAAGGAUAAAUGAUAACAAACAGCAAUAUCGGUUAUGCGAUUUCUACGUUGUCGAUUAUACUAAUUUGUCGCGACUAGUCGGAGCGUGCAUCGCGGGAGUUCGAAUAGAAAAGAAAGACAGGAAAGGUAACGCUUAAUCAUUGAAUAUUUCAUUGCAUUUAUAUGUAGAAUAGAAUAGGAAGUUCGUGCAGCGGAUCUACGUAGUGAUCUUCGGACAUACGAUCCACUUCCGAAUGUAUAGAUAUAUGCGGACAAAGAAGACGAAGAAGAAAAAAGAAAGAAGAUAAAUACGUAUGAUGAAGAACACAUGUGAUAAAACACGUGUGAUCGAUUUGAUGUCCAUGAACACGUCGCUGUCACGUCGGUGCAAUUAUUAAACAAGAGGCUACUUCAAUAAACCUUAUAAGUGUCAAUUCCAAUUUCAAGUGUAAAUCGUAAUUUCGCGGAAGUUUUAAGAGAGAAGAACAAGAAAUGAAUGAGAGAAAAGAGACGAAAGGGAGAAAGGGAUAAUGCAGCGUCAGAGAAGAUAGAAGAAUCUUCAAACGGGGUUUCACGUAAAAAAUAAGGGUCGCGCGCGCGCAUAUUCUGGCGAUACGCGGCAAAGUGAGAUUAUUCGUAAACUUAACUUAUCGAAACUGAAAAAAGAUUUAUUAGGGACGAAAGAGAGCGAGCGAGUGAGAGAGAGAGAGAGAGAGAGAGAAAUCGCAUGUGCGUGUGUGAGAGAAUGAGAACGAAUGGGAAAUAUGUUAAAUAUAUUAGACUAAAAAACAAAAAUUAAAUAGUAGCACGUGCAGAAAUAAUAGAAAUAAUGGAUACUUUUUAUUGUAGGUAUGUCAUAUAGGUUCAUGAGAUUCAUAAAAGUAAUAAAAAAAAGCAUAUUAUAUCUUAACAUGAAUACUUACUGAAGAAAACUCUAAGUCAACGGUGUUUUUUCUGCCUAUACGUAUAUCUGGCGUCUCGCGUUUAAUUCUGCAAACGAGCGCGCUGUAUAACUACUCUCCACGUAUAAGAAACUAAACGCUGAACGAAAAACUAAAAAAAGAGCAUAAAAAACAACAGACGCGUCGAUAGAUUUAUUACUGAUUAGUCAUCCUUGCGUUCUUGUCUAAUUAAUGAUUGACUAUUAAUAUUAUUAUUACUAUCAUCAUUUUGACACUGUACAAAGUUGGCAAUAAUCUUAAGAGAGAUCAUCUAUAAGUGCUCCCACACACGCAUAAUCGAAUUCGUUCAUUCGUUCGUUCGGGGAUCAGCGAUGUGAGAUGACUUGGCCGAUUCCGAACGAAUCUUUUUUUUUUGGCCCUACAAGAAAACCGACGAACAAUAGGAAUGUGCACGAAACGACGUUCCGAGAGACGUUUUAAACAGGUCUGCUCCGUGAAUGGUCAUGCUAUAAUUCUAUUCCUUUCACAUAGCGAUUUACAAACACUAAAGAUUUGUCCCUAAAGAUUUGACAAACGAAGAAUACAACAGAAUAAAAUAUAAAGAAGGAGAAUCUAAUAAAGAUUUCUAAGACUAAUUUGUUGAAAUUUCUUUCAUAUUUGACAAAUUUUAUAUUUGCAUCUUUGAUAGAAAGCAAAUUCUUUUCUUUGAUGCGACCAUUCACGGAUUAGAAAGCGUUUUAAUUUACUAAAAUUGUUUUAAAGUCUCUUAUCCACCUUUACACUUGAAGAUUUCAACAACAUCGAUUAAUCCUGAUUAUAGUUUAUACAAGUGUUUUACUUUUGAUGCUACAACUAGAAAAGGAUAGAACGUUCCAUUGAAACACGUUUAAGAUUGGUCGAUGUUGAUGAAAUAAAUAUAACGAAACGAAAACGGCGUUUCUCGGAGACUUUUGCGUUGUUUGAAUGUAGCAACGAUUAAUUCUACAGUAGAGAUAACAUGUGAUUAAGUGAAUGUGCCCAUUCAUCGUAUAACUAAGCACAAAAGGAAAUCCCUCUACGAGCGUAGCAGAGUAGGCCUCUAGCCGUGCAUCCGGCAAAGAAUUCAGCUGCCUUCGAGAGCAUCGCUCUAUAAUCUUGUCUCGCUAGCCAUGCGAACGAGUUCACUUAUACUUGCUUUACUUGCGAGACGUGUGUCGUUUCCGCGAUGGAAGUCGAUACUGUUAUCAGCAGAACUCUUAUUAUUUCGGAUUACAUAUAUGGUGAUGCUCAAACGGCUAGCGAGAGAAACUUUAUUGCGAAAUCCGGUGUACUGAAUGCAGUUAGAAGUCGCCGGAUUACGUCACAAUGAGUC